AUGGAGUCCAUCGCGCGGAUAUCCAGUCUGCUCGAGAGCGCUCGAGAGCUCACACUCGAUGCUGCCUCCGCUACGCGUAGCUCCCGCAGCACCGGUCGUCCUCUCGACCGUACGCAGAUUAAGAAGCUGUUGGACAGUCGAAAUGACCGCGAGGUGCUGGACGGCCUGCGCCGCGUCCUCUCGAUGAUGUACCGCGGCCAGAAGACGUUGCCCUUCUUCUCAUCUGUCGUCAAGAAUGUUGCAUCCCCCAAUAUAGAGAUCAAGAAGCUUGUCUACAUCUACCUCAUUCACCAUGCCGAGCAGGAGCCCGACCUCGCCCUCCUUUCCAUCAAUACCAUCCAGAAAUCCCUCUCCGACACGAACCCUCAAGUCCGCGCUCUUGCACUCAAGACCAUGUCAGGUAUCCGAGUUCCCGUUAUUAGCCAAAUCGUAUCCCUCGCAAUCAAGAAGGGUGUGGCAGAUAUGAGUCCCUACGUGCGCCGAGCUGCCGCUCUCUCGAUCCCCAAAUGCUACCGCCUCGACCCCACGCAGCUGCCGCAGCUGCUCGAAUACCUCACCGCUCUCAUUGGAGACAAGCAGUACUUCGUCGCCGGUGCGGCUGUUUCGGCUUUUCUGGAAGUGUGCCCAGACCGCAUCGACAUGAUACAUCCGCAUUACCGGGCAUUGGUUAAGAAGGUCGUGGAUAUGGACGAGUGGAGUCAGUUGGCUACGCUGCGAAUGAUGACAUACUACACGAGGAAGUGUUUCCCGAGACGGACGCACAGCGUCAAGGGCCAGGAAAAGACGGCCGACCUCGGUGACUUUUACGCAGAAAAUGCGCAGCAAGGGGGCGAGGAGCAGCAAGUUAUCGCGGUGGACCCGGACUUGGCUCUGCUGCUCAACGGCAUCAAACCCCUGCUGCAGAGUCGUAACUCAGCCGUCGUGAUUGCGGUCACGAGAUGCUACGUCGAAAUUGGAACGCCGGAAUACGUCAAGAUUGCCAUAGGCCCUCUUGUGGCACUACUCAGGGGGCCGCAAGACAUCCAGCAAGUUGCACUCUACAACAUCGUCUCAGUUUGCUUGACGAGACCCACAGACUUUGUCAAAUACGCCAGCCACUUCCUUGUCAGAGCUACAGACCCUACGCAAGUGUGGGAGUUGAAGUUGGAGAUCCUGACGCUCAUCUUUCCUCACGCGCCCCCUCACAUCAAGAGCCUGAUUCUGCACGAGUUGGAACACUUUUCCGGUUCGACGAACAAGGCGCUCGUAAGGGAAGCGGUGCGUGCCAUUGGACGAUGCGCCCAGACAGACUCGUCAACAGCACCGAGGUGUCUUCGGCUGCUGCUGGGGCAAAUCACGAGUCUUGACGGAACGUUGGCGGCUGAGUCACUGACAGUCAUCCGACACCUGAUCCAGCAAGAUCCGCAAGGGCACGUCUGCACGGUCGUACGCCUCGCUAAAAACCUGGACUCUGCAACGGAUCCUCACGCAAGGGCAACCAUCAUCUGGCUGGUGGGCGAGUUCUCGGGUCUCGAGGGCGAAGACAAUAUCGCAGCAGAUGUGCUGCGAAUACUCCUGAAGGACUUUGCGAAUGAGGCAGAGGUGGCAAAGGGGCAGAUCCUCCUUCUUGCUGCCAAGGUGUACCUGCACCACGUGAACCGCCAGAGCGAAGACAAGGGCGAAGACGAAGCAGCGGUGCCCAACCAAGAUGACCAUCCCGUCGCAAAGCUUUGGGACUACGCCUUGCUGCUGGUCCGCUACGACACGUCAUAUGACCUUCGCGACCGAGCCCGCAUGUACCGAGCUCUCCUUUCUGUGCCCCAGCUGGCCACGUUGAUGUUGUUGGCACCGAAGCCCGCGCCGCAGGCUCCCAGCCCUUCAGAGAUUCGCAAGGGUUUCAUGCUCGGUUCUUCGACGCUUGUAUUGGCGGGCGGAGGUGGCAUCCACGGUCUGCGUGGCUAUGAGGGUCUUCCCGACUGGGUAGCGGAGGGCUCGGAGCCGGACCGACGUCUGCGAGAAACAGAGACACCUUCGGCUUACGGCGGGGAGAAGAGCGUGCCGGCCAGUCAAAUGCUCGACAAUGCGGUCAAGGCUGCACCGACGAAAACUAACGGUCUGGGCGCUGCUGCUGUUGGUGCUGGCGUCGGCGUCAAGACGCUCGAUGAUUGGCUUGCAGAGGAAGAAAUAGAGGAGCAACAAGAAGCAUUCAAAAUGGAUGGAGAAGACGAAGAGGAGUCCGAAGACGAGACCGAUGAGGGGGAUGACGAUGACGAGGAGGAGGAGGAGGAGGAGGAAGAAGAAGAAGAAGAAGAUGAUGAUGAUGAUGAGGAAGAGAGCAGCGACGACAAUAGCGAGUAA
This is a messenger RNA of Colletotrichum graminicola M1.001, 2337 nucleotides long. RefSeq lists its product as uncharacterized. Gene Ontology annotation, molecular function: clathrin binding. Gene Ontology annotation, biological process: intracellular protein transport; vesicle-mediated transport. Lineage: Eukaryota; Fungi; Ascomycota; Sordariomycetes; Glomerellales; Glomerellaceae. Gene Ontology annotation, cellular component: membrane coat. The record is from RefSeq and is a predicted model, not a curated record. Bases 1 to 2337 code for a protein of 778 amino acids. The transcript is spliced from 3 exons.